Polypterus senegalus (gray bichir) is the source of this 3059-nucleotide messenger RNA. It is a transcript of the gene mslna, whose product is annotated as mesothelin a. Gene Ontology annotation, molecular function: methyltransferase activity; nucleic acid binding. Lineage: Eukaryota; Metazoa; Chordata; Cladistia; Polypteriformes; Polypteridae. Bases 118 to 1302 code for a protein of 394 amino acids. Gene Ontology annotation, biological process: methylation; cell-matrix adhesion. The transcript is spliced from 11 exons. Gene Ontology annotation, cellular component: cell surface. The record is from RefSeq and is a predicted model, not a curated record.
CGCGCCCACCCGCACCCAGGAGCCGUACACCUGCUCUCUAGGCGCUAAAUCCAUUAGCAGCGUCCCAGGGCAAGUGGCAGCCACGAACAGGAGGAGACUUUUUUUUCUCGGAACAAGAUGCUGAGACACUGUUUAAAACAGGCAACUACCACAACGGUUCUCACCUUCCUUCUGGGAAGCCUAAUGUACCAAUCAUAUGCCAAGGCCAGAACAGCACCAUUGAAUGUGGAAGAAGAAGAAAAGAUACCAUGUCUCUUUCAAGACAACAGAGAAAUCUGCGGUCAUUUCAGAGUCAAGCGAGACACAAGUAGUUGUGACAAUAACGCUUACAUAACUGCAACUGUUAUAAAUAGUUCUCUUUUUCCAAUCACGUACACCUCUUCUCAGUUUGAUGCGUGUUUAAGCAACCAGACGGUGAAGGAAAACUUGCAUAUUUUAGUUGGAAAAAUUUAUAUGAUAAAUUUGCAGCAGACGAUUCUGAACAAAUUGGAUGAGGCCUACCCAUUUGGAGUUCCAGAAGAUCAGGUGCUGGUACUUCAACCUAUUGCAACAGUGGCCUCUGUAAAAAAUAUCAAUAACUGGAACAUUACAAAACUGUCAACACUGAAAACCUUAUUGAACACAUCCUAUGGAUCAUGGACUGCUAACCAGACGGCAGCACUCAUUGAACGCUAUUUAGGUGCUGGCAAUCCUCUUGAUUUAAAUUUGUUGCGAGUAAUUGGAGGGCCUGGCAUUUGCUCAUUUAAUAUAAAUACAAUGAGUAAUAUAAGUGAAGAAAUUCUGAGAGAUUUGGGGCCAAUAAACAUUUCUACAUGUUCUCUUGACAAGAAACAACUGUUGUAUGCUAAAGCCAAAUUAGCAUUCAUGGGUGAACGGAAUAACACCAAGCAGUACUACUCCGACUUGACCAGUUAUCUGGGUGGUGCUCCCCUGGAAGAUAUAAAAGGACUCAUUAAUGAUAAUUAUACUCUGGAUAUGCCAACACUCUUAACCUUAGACCCCAAUGUGUUACUGCAACUCAGUGUCCUAGAUGUCAAGAGAAUUCUUGGUGAGAAAAUAGUAACACUGCCUCAGUAUGAGAGUAACCCAGUAGUACAACAGUGGAUUGAUAGACAGCCACAGUCGGCCUUGACGUUCCUGAACCUCAACCUAACCGGGGGCUUGGUAUACACCAAUCCUCCAUGGGUAUUCUCCUUCCCCAUAUAUACACCAGUUCCUGGAAGAGGCUGCGUGAACUUGCCACAGGUGUUGGCCACAAUUCUGACUGCUUUGCUGAUGGCCUCAUGGCAGACGUUUAUGUGAUGGAGGCACUUCAAAGUGGCUGAAAUGCUGCUAAAUGGACUAAGAAUAAAGCGGGCUGCUGGAAUAUUCUGUUCUCUUUAAGAAAGAAAACUUGAGGCACACAAAGCAGGCACCUUUUGGAGUGUUUUUUUUUUCUUUUUCAUUUUUUCCUGAUAAAUACAUUUUUUAUUCCAGCUUUCAUUGUGCAAUUUAAUUUUGUCUGUAAUCUUUAUAAUGUAAUAAUGUUAGAAAAUGUUAAUAUAGCUGAACUGAAGCUGUUAUUAGGACUUGCUCACAAGUGCUUCAUGUCCUAAAGCUUGAGCAGCAUGGCAAGCUCUGUUGCUUUCUCGCUCUUAAUUUUAAAGAGAAACAUCACAUCAUUGUAUUAUGAGAUAUUUACUACAUAUUUAUUGUAUAUUGGAUAUAGGAUUUACAGGGAGAUUACUGCCAUACCAUGAAAUGAACGGGGUCAGGGACAUCUUGCUCAGCUUUCCCUUCCCUUAUGUGUUAUAUUUGAAUUUGCAAUGCCAAUGAAUCCUGUAAUGAAUAUUUUUAUUAUGUAUUGUUAAUGACUUCAUCUAUGUUAAACUUAAAAUUUGCCUUAAAGUAACAAUUACAGUAUAUAGACAUUUUUCCUUUAGGCAUUUGGAGCACAGACAGGUUAAGGGACUUGCUCAGGCUCACAUAAUGAGUCUGAAGUUGAUUGAAGCAAGAAGGGUUCAGGGCCUUAGCCACUACGUCAUACUGACAGCAGGCAAGUGACAUUUACUUCACCAUGUACCUUUCUCUAAUGACCACCAUGUCAAGCACAAAGCUCUUGUACAGCCACUCACAUAUUGUUUAAGAUUUACACAGGGAAUCAGAAAAGAGAACUUGACUACCAACCUUGUGCUUUAAAGUCUGAUGACUUGGUCACUGAGACACGCUGCCUACCACAUUAAAAUUUCUUUUCAAAAUGCUACCCAGAUACAUUUUUACAUUAAACUAGAAACUACAUUGCAUUUAACAACAUACCUGGAGCAUUCAACUACAAGUAAAACUCCCUGUUCAAUAAUGCUUGUGACAAGGCAGCCUAUCACUGUUUCAACUUCAGAAAACAUUUAGUGGCUAAGAGCCAAAGGUUUGUGGGGUGUCACCCCAUGAACCAAACAGGCAGUAUUACUAAAAGAAAGAGGAUUUUAAAAUAAAAUAUAAAAACAGUGCUUUCUGAGGUAUUGGGCACAGUUUUUAACUAAUAUGUAUAGCUUCUACAAGUAGCAGAAACUGGCAUUCAGUAAAACAUACUUGUUAGGCAAAUUCACAGAAACAUAGUAGCGUAAACUUCACAUGCAGGACUGUACUGACCAGGCGUCUAUGCCCAAAGAUGAACUAGUCAGGAUUAUCUGGAGACUUCCAGCUGGCCAAAUGGGUGUGCAAAUGUCACAGGGUUCUGCGAUGGCCUGGCACCUUGUCUAGGGCCGAUUCCUGCCUUAUGUUCUGUGCUGCCAGGGCAGGCUCAGCUGGCCCCAACUUGGAGUAAGUGGGAUUGGAAAAGUGCAUUUAUGUUGCGUCCAUCACACUUGGUGUAGUUCAGGGGCCGUUGACUUUCCUAGCAGUAUAGGGCACAGGGCAGGUUCAAACCUCGGAAACCCUUAAUAGUGCUAUGUGUAAAAACAUGCCAAUAACACAAUUACUUUGAAAGGUGGAUUUUUCCACAUUUUUUUAGAAAAGUCCAGCAUACAUUUUUAUUAGGAUAUGAUUUUUUUUUACUUUUCAUGCCAUCACAGACUACAAGUACA